AUGGAUCAGCGCAAAGGACAAUGGGCCAACCGAUCCGACACAGACGCAUCUCGGGUCUACGAGCCACAUUCCAAACCAAGAGAGGUCUUUCUGCGUGUGCGCAUACAGACCAUCGAGAGGGCCAAAAAGGAUCUCACCGUCCGCUUCGACGCCCUCACAAACCUGCCACACUUUCGCGCUUCCUCCUACCCUGGCAUCACUCGCACCUACCGGCAACUCUGCCUCUUUGCUCUCGCUCUUUCGCUCUCUAGCCCAGCCAUCAUUGUGCCCGCCUUGCCUCUGCCGUCCACAACAGCCAGUGGCUUGGAAGAUACCCGCAUUCUCCGCCUCAUGCUCGGCAGAUGGUUCUCCCGGGUCCUCGCAGAGCCAGCCCUACGAGAUCACCCAGAGACUCGCAACUUGAUCGAGGCCGACUUUGCCUACUCCCCCACUCCGCCUGGAACUGGCAGCUCUGCAGCCGCUCGAAAGCGCUUCUCAAAUGCCAUGGCGAGCGCUGCUUCCGUCGCUUACGGCGGUGUCGAUACAACCGGCGGUCUUCCAAAUGGCGUCCUUGCCACUUCAGCUUCUGCAUCGACGGGGUCUCGCAUCAGCAGCGGUGGUCUCGGCAUCCUCGGUCUGGGCGGCAGCUCCAAGGGUCUCAGCACGUCAAGGAGCGUCUAUGAUGACGACGAGGAUCUCGUGGCUGCCAGAGCGGAAGUCACUCGACUCGAAAUGCAGUUUGCCGACGCUGCCGAAGCAUCCGAGAAGCUCGCUCAUUCCCGUCGCUCGCUGACCGCCGCUCUGACCGACUUUUCGGUGAAGCUCAACAAUCUUGGAGCAGUGGAGGAGAUUCGACCACCAUCAUUGCGUCUCGGUCUUCCGUACGUCCUCAAACGCACAGCCUACACCGCACGCAGUCUCGGCGAGUUGCAAGACGCAUUAAGCAACACUGAGCUCUUGACUAUCGGUGAUGCUGUGGCGUAUCAGUCCAUCAACGCAAGAGCAGCUAAAGAAGCCAUGCUCGCGCGCAACGCCCUCGUAGAAGAACAUCAUAAUGCACAGAAAGCUACCGUCAACAAGAAGCGGGAAGCCGAGCAUCUGAAGAUGCAACGCAACCUCCGCGCAGAUCGAGUCGACGACGCACUUGAGGAGCUCGAAGAGGCCAAGCGACACGAGCACGCACUCGCGCUCCAUCUCAAGAAGAUCAGUCAAGAGCUGCACAACAGCUUGCAGAGCCACAGCAGAUACGCGCAUCAGGACUUGCAGCAGGCGCUGGCGGAGCAUGCGAGAGGCAGCGUCAUGUUCGCGCGGCAGCUGUUGAAGGAGAUGAGAGGUUUGAAAGAGGAGCUGGACAAUUCGGCCAGGAGACCAGAUAGCAGGGUUCAAACGCCUCAAAGACCUUCGCAAGGGUUGGCAGGUACGCCCGGAUCCGCGAGACCACCAUUCGCGCACAUCGACUCGGAUCGCAGCAGUCCCGGCGAAAGACGUUCUUUGACUCAGUCGAGACCGGACGGUCUUCCCAACACCGGUCCAUCCGAGUCUGGGCAGAACAACGGCAGACCACCCUCCUUCUUGCCCGACAGCAUGCGCAGAUCGACCAGCUCAGCUUCGACGACGUCUCACAACGUCUCGUCGCCACCGCCGCAACCGCCAGCACUGCGAUCACCCAUGCCCACCACGCCCAACGCCUGGUCAGACCCUUCCCCCAUGGGCACGCCCAGUCUCUCGCAAUCCAUGCACGCAGCAUCGGGGCAACCCAUGUCUCGCAACAGCACCCAGGACGAUCCCUUCGCCUCCGGGUUCAACUCUGCUGCCGGUGCUGGUGGCGGCAGCGGUCCUCCUGGCACCCAGUCCAUGUUCCUACACCGUCCCAAUCCAGCCAACACGCGACCGAACCCAUUCGGCACGCUCAACUCGGGCUCGUCAGGAACAGCCAGCGGGCGAUCGAGGAUUUCGGCGUCCGAAGCGGCCAGAAGCCUGGCUGGCAAGUUCUGA
Messenger RNA from Kalmanozyma brasiliensis GHG001, 1974 nucleotides. RefSeq names its product Vps5 C-terminal. Gene Ontology annotation, biological process: retrograde transport, endosome to Golgi; intracellular protein transport. Lineage: Eukaryota; Fungi; Basidiomycota; Ustilaginomycetes; Ustilaginales. The record is from RefSeq and is a predicted model, not a curated record. Bases 1 to 1974 code for a protein of 657 amino acids. Gene Ontology annotation, cellular component: endosome; retromer, tubulation complex. Gene Ontology annotation, molecular function: phosphatidylinositol-3-phosphate binding. The transcript has a single exon.